ACUUCCCAGUUUCCCACCCCCCCAGUCCCCAGUCCCCUACUCUGAUCCCGUGCCCCUCGCCGCCGCCGACCCGGACCCCGUCACGUCACGCGCCCCAUGGCGCCCCACCUGCACCUCUUCCCUCCGCCGACCCUCACCGUCACGACCGCCGCCGCUCCAUGCCGCGCCGGUGUUGCCGCCAGAUCGGCUGCCCCGCGGGCCCGCGCGCUCUUCUCCUGCUCCCGUGCCCCAAUGAGGGUCCGGAGGACGGGGCGGUUCGGCGUCGCGGCGGCGGUGAAAGGGAGGGAGGACCAGGCGGAGGCGGAUGGCGGGCCCGGGCCCGCGGGGAGGAUGCGGCUCAACGAGUACAUGGUCGCCGUCGAGCGCCCGCUCGGCGUCCUUUUCGCGCUCGGCGUCGACGGCCGCGUCUUCGUUCACUCGCUCAGGAAAGGGGGGAACGCGGAGAAGUCGAGGAUCAUCAUGGUCGGCGACACCCUCAAGAAGGCGGGCGGUGGCGGGGGCCUCGUCACCAUCAAAGACCUAGGUGACACGGAGGUUGCACUGAGGGACAAGUCAGGACCAUGUAGCCUUGUCCUUGAAAGGCCAUUUGCUCCUUUUCCGAUCCAUGAGUUGCAUCAAAAUGAAGAUUACCACAUCCUAUUUAACAGAGGGCGGGUUCCUAUUGCUUCCUGGAAUAGUGUUCUGUUGUCCACAAAGCUGAACGAGUCUUCUGCGGGGGAAGGAAAAUCUGGUUUUGCUAUAUUCUCCCCAAGGAUGCUAAGUUCUCAAGGAUUGGCAAAUCUGUCUAGUGAGAAAGGUGGACUCAAUCAGAGCAGUACUAACCUUGCAGAUCGCAUUAGUGAGAUUGUUGGUUUAUACUCUGAUGAAGAUGAUGUGAAUGCUGAAUGGGCACAUGGCAGCUUUCCUCUGGAGGAGUACAUUAAAGCACUAGACCAUGCUAAAGAUGAACUGUACUACAAUCAUUCACUUGGUAUGCAGUACAGCAAGAUUACUGAACAAAUAUUUGUUGGCUCAUGCGUACAAACCAAAAGAGACGUGAAGAUGUUAUCAGAGACUGUGGGUAUUACUGCUGUUCUGAAUUUCCAAAGUGAAAGUGAACGCAUUAACUGGGGAAUCAAUUCAGAGGCAAUCAACAAUUCUUGUCGUGAGAAUAACAUCUUGAUGGUUAACUAUCCUAUACGAGAGGUUGAUUCCAUGGACCUCAGGAAGAAGCUUCCUUUCUGUGUUGGUCUUUUAUUGCGCCUUAUAAGGAAGAACUACCGUAUAUAUGUGACUUGUACCACUGGAUAUGAUAGAUCACCAGCAUGUGUGAUUUCGUACUUACACUGGGUUCAAGAUACGCCUCUCCAUAUUGCUCACAAGUUCAUCACUGGUUUGCACUCUUGUAGACCUGACAGAGCUGCAAUUGUUUGGGCAACUUGGGAUCUUAUUGCAUUAGUUGAAAAUGGAAGGCAUGAUGGUAGUCCCACACAUUCAGUAUGCUUUGUCUGGAAUAGUGGUCGGGAGGGUGAAGAUGUCGAAUUGGUUGGAGAUUUUACAAGUAACUGGAAGGACAAAAUAAAGUGUAACCACAAGGGUGGAUCGAGAUAUGAAGCUGAAGUUCGACUUCGACAUGGAAAGUACUAUUACAAGUUUAUAGUUGGGGGCCAGUGGAGGCACUCGACUUCAUUGCCGACAGAAACAGAUGAGCAUAGGAACGUGAACAAUGUGAUCAGAGUUGGUGACAUCGCUCAGAUUCGUCCUGCUCCUAGCCAACUACAGAUAAGGGACCCUACUGUUGUCAAGGUCAUAGAAAGAGCGCUAACCGAGGAUGAGCGAUUUUCAUUGGCUUUUGCAGCACGCCGCAUGGCAUUUGCAAUCUGCCCAAUCAGAUUGUCCCCAAAGCAGUAAACAUGUCAUACCUUUCCCCGUAGAACCAGACAAUGGAACGUCGAGGAUCAGCCAUUUUGUAGAUACAGAAAAUGCAUGUAACAACAGAGGUACCUUACUGUAUUUAUCUGUUCACACAGACUGAAACGCGGAUAAGUGGUUCAGCAAUGAGCACAAUGUACACCUCUUUGUAAUUCUAUGGACUGUACCUGAAAUAAACAUAGUUUUAGACUA
Phragmites australis (common reed) is the source of this 2103-nucleotide messenger RNA. RefSeq names its product phosphoglucan phosphatase LSF1, chloroplastic-like. The transcript has 10 exons. NCBI's taxonomy places the organism in Eukaryota, Viridiplantae, Streptophyta, Magnoliopsida, Poales, Poaceae. Gene Ontology annotation, cellular component: chloroplast; starch grain. Gene Ontology annotation, biological process: starch catabolic process. Gene Ontology annotation, molecular function: carbohydrate phosphatase activity. The coding region runs from base 97 to 1890 and encodes 597 amino acids. The record is from RefSeq and is a predicted model, not a curated record.